AUGGCCUAUUUGUCGAGGACGCCAUCGCCGGCGGCGUCUGCUUCUGACUCGGACUCGGUCGUGGCCACACCAAUGACACCUCGUUCCAAGCUUCGGGCUCUUUAUGCUACCAUUGACGGUAGUGACAGUGAUUCCGACAAAGAAGCAGGGGGCGACAAAAACAACGGUGUCGGCGGAGAAAAUACCACACCCACUCGGAAGGCCAAUACCAAGAUCGUCAAGCCAAACAAUGCAACAUCCCCUGGAUCAGGCACCCCGACAGUGCCUAGUAGCCUCGCAGAAGCAGAUGCAGCUGUACUGGGAGCAUCGUCGCCUGGCGUUCGACACGCUCUUAGCAAAGUCAGCAUAGACAGCGACGAUGACGACACGGACUCGCCUGUUGGGCCACGAGGCCGCUUUGCAGCCCGUAUGCUGGAUGAGUCGGCUGAACAGACAGAAGCACCGCUGGCGGACAACGCGCGUGAGCGAGUCAAGCGAAUGCUCGAGCAAGCUGCGCAGGCCGAGAAGCAAGCGUCCGUCGAGACCGAUGGCGAUGAUAACGGAAACGACGCCGAGGACGAGGACGAGGACGGUAUCAGCGCCGUUGCCCGUCCGCGGAAGCUGCUAAACAGAGCAGCGCGCCGAAGUACAUCGCGCGAGGCAUCCCCCGCAAUGUUCAUGUCACCGACAAAGCCAGUAGACCGGGAAGAUUCACCGGACAUGUUUGUUACACCGACAAAAGGAGGUGCUGCUCCCUUUGAUGAGGCCACCUCUUCAGCAACCAACCCAGGUCGCACUGCCCGCUUUCAGGCUCUUGUGGCGAGGAAGCGUGAAGAGACACGCAAGCGCGAGGAGGAAGAGCAACGCAAGAGGGCCGCCCGGGCCGUCCGACAAGCAGCGGCUGAGGAGAACGACAACGAAGAUGACGACAUGCUGAUGCGUGACGACGCAGACGAUGCCGUAUCUGAUAUCACGGAUGAUGAAGGAGGCCGGAGGCUGACUCAAGAUGCCCGGCCGACACGAAAGGCAAGUCGGAAGGCGUUGGAGGAAAUGCACCGAGAGACACAACGCAUGGCCCGCAACCUGCAGCUGGCCCACGAGGCAAAGACGAAGAAGAAGAUCACAAAGGCCUCGCUGUUUGAGCGCUUUAACUUCAAGCCAGGAGGUGCGGCCACAGCAACACCAGCAACGCCAGCAGCGCCAGCCGCACCAAUAGCACCAGCCGCUGCAGCCACGCCCAUAUCCUCCAGCCGGCCAACUUCUCCAACAUCUCCUCAAAAGGACCAGGAUGCCAACGACACCGACACUCCUCCCAGCUCACCUCCUGUAGCCUUGGACGGCGAUUCUGUGUCGAAGUCAGCCACGGCGGUUGCUGAGUCUGACAAGGGCAAAGGAAAAGCAGUUGCCACGGAAGAGACGACUGAGGCCAAACCAAAACGGCAGAUUCGGGUCAGACUACCUAUCCAUACCCACACCGCCCUGCUUGACUCCGACUCCGACGAGCUGGAGAUUGUUCAGUCAACGAAGAACAGACUGGAUAUUCUUUUCCAUACCGCGCCUCUGAAGCGAGAGAAGGAGCCUCGGUCCAUGCUAGCGCUGCGUCGUCUUGCUCAGAUUGGCUCUCCCGAUAAGAAGCGGAAGCAGAAGGAGACAAACGACCUGACGUUGGGUGAAUUGCAGCAAGUUCUACAAGGCCGAGCGCGGCAUCAGGCGAAGGUCGAGCGUGAUGAGCGAAUGGAGAAGCUCCGCGCCAAGGGCAUUCGCAUCCAGACAGAGGAGGAGCGCGAAAAGGAGAUGGCCGAGGUCGAUGACAUUGUUGCACGUGCCCGUCUGGAAGCGGAAGAGAUCAUGCAGCGAGAGAAGAAGGCGGCCAAACAAGCCAAGAAGGAGGGAAAAGGAGGUACCGACGACGACGAAAGCGAAGCCGAUCUACUCGAUUGGGACGGCAGCGAAGACGAGGAUGGCGAGGACUUUGCCCCCGAGGAGGAGAAAGAUUUAGAGCUUUCUGGCUCAGAGGAUGAAGAUAAUGAAGAAGAUGCCGAUGCCAUGGAUGAGACUAUGGAAGGGGUGCUGAUCGACGAUGAUGCAGCAGAAUCGGUAGAUGAGGCUGCAGAGAAGACUAAGGACGACAAACCUGAGGACACCCGUCACUCUCCCGAUGAGAGUCGCGAUGCGCCCGAAGUGCUUCCCACCCCAAGACGUACUCGUCCCGCAAAUCGACGCAAUGCGGUGCUGACUUCAGACGACGAGGAUGAGGAUGUUGCUUCCUCGCCCGGUCUUCCUGUGUUGACGGAGGCGAAUACGCCAAGGCCCAAGACCGCCUUUGCCAAAUCGCCGUCGGGACCAAACAUCAACAGUGAUUCGCCUCACGUGCCAACGUCGGUUUUACGGUCCGCGACCAAGAGCUUCAUCCCAGGCUUGCCCGUAGCUCUUGGUGGGCCUGCCGGUAUGGGCCUGACGCAGAUCUUCGCCGGCACGAUGGCGGACGACAGCCAAUUCGCGGGCUCUGCAGGUGGUUUCGGCUCCCCAUCACAGCUCAUGCCGACUAUUGGCAACGUUUUUGCAGGGCCGAGUCUAGAUGGAGCCAAAGGCAGCACCGACGACCAGGAUUUUGUGCACAGCAGUCAGCCAACCCAGGAUUGGGUCAGACAAGUUCAGGAAGGUGGCUAUACAGGUAGCCAGGCCGUCAAGCUGGACUUUAGCCAGUCACAAGUCCAUGGCCUGGGCAGUCUCCUUCAUGACGUCGACUCGAGCCAAUUCUCCGAUCUGAUGGAGAGUCAGGAUCUGCCUUCUCAAGAGUACACGCCGCUGAAGGUGCGCUUUAUCGAGCAUCAAGCAUCUACAGCUGAGACGGUUGUCAUGUCACGGUCAGAGAGGAUGAGUCUAGACGUGUCGCAGCCCCAACUAGAAUCUAUCGCGCAGUCGCCAUCACCUCCGCGGAGAAAGGGCAAGCUUUUCCGCAAAACGAUUGCAACAGAGGCCGACGCCAACGAGGAAGAGGCAACAAGCGACAUCGAGGUGACUGCAAAAGCCAAGUCGGCAUUCAGUAUGCUAAAAGACGCCUCGGCAGCCAAGAGGAAGCAGGCGUUAGCAACAGCCUUUGACCGAAAGAAGAGCAAGGCCAAGGAAUUAGUUGAGGAGCAGGCUGAAGAGUCUGAGGAUGAAUAUGCUGGUCUUGGUGGUGCAGAUGGCGAGGACAGCGACAACGAGUCACUAGCUUCAGUGAAAGACCUCAUCGACGACAACCAAAAAGUGACAGAGGCAGAGAGUGCGAAGCUGGCUGCUUUCUAUGCUGAUCGGGAGCGUGAGAACGACGAAAAGCAGGUGGAGAAGCUUUUCCGCGAUGUCACAACGGGAAUGUUGCGGCGUAAACGUGGUGCAGACUACGAUUUGUCGGACUCGGAUGACGAUGGUGAGGCACGUCGGCGGAUGAAGCGGCGGCAAUUCGCACGGAUGCAAAAAGCGCUGUUUUCCGAUGAGCGGAUAUCAAAGGUAGCGGAGAACCCACGGAACCUGGCGUUCCUGAAGACGAUCGAAGACCGUGGUAGUGAUGAUGAGAUGGACUUUAUAUUCGACAACGCUGCAUCGACAGUCACGUCGACCACGACUUCUACAACUUCUACAACUGCAGCUGCUGCCGAUAGUGAUGGCCCCAAGGUUGUAAUCCCGGACAGUCAGCCAAGUAUCGAGCCAGAGAGUCUUUCAGACAGACGAGCAAAGCGGCGACAACAAUCUGGCAGCGGCAAAAACGGCAAAAAGCCAUCCAAUCUGGGAGAGAUUCGCGAGUCGCUUUCCAACCUUCUGGAGGACGAGACGAGCAUGUCGGUGGUGGCAGACAAGGAGUUUGGAUCUGACGAAGAGGAUGACGGUAUUCAUGGAGCCACCAAGGAGAGCCGGCGGGAGGACUCGGAGCAGCGGCGGAACAAUGCCAAUGUAGUGGAUCGCAUCAGCCUGCAACGGGCCAACAGUAGCACACAUGCGACAGCUGGCCGCACUGCUUUUGAUGCUAGCCUUGGUGGAAGUCCGAUGGGCCCGACGGGCUUCAAGGCACCGGCACUGCUGCGACGGGCAACCACCAACUCGCUGUUGUCUGCUACGAGCAGUCGAAGCAGCAGCAGCGGUGGUGGUGGUGGUGAUGGAAACGGUGGCGGCUUUGCCGAUCAGGGCAAGAUCAAGAAGAAUGCCAGCAAGCAGUCUGGCAUCAACUACUUUGCACGGGAGAAUGAGCGGCGGACUGCCAUGGCAGAGAGCGACAAGCGGCGACAAGCGAAGAAGGUGCGCAGUGCAGAGGGCCGCAGUCGGAUUGUCGGCGGGCUAUUCGGUGCCGGCAAGUUUGAGUAA
Grosmannia clavigera kw1407 is the source of this 4320-nucleotide messenger RNA. RefSeq lists its product as uncharacterized. The transcript has 2 exons. Lineage: Eukaryota; Fungi; Ascomycota; Sordariomycetes; Ophiostomatales; Ophiostomataceae. The record is from RefSeq and is a predicted model, not a curated record. Gene Ontology annotation, molecular function: anaphase-promoting complex binding. Gene Ontology annotation, biological process: mitotic DNA replication checkpoint signaling; mitotic G2 DNA damage checkpoint signaling; activation of protein kinase activity. The coding region runs from base 1 to 4320 and encodes 1439 amino acids.